ACGCGACGCAUCGACGACGAUGGACGACGAUCAGGCGGCAAAGCGCGCGAAACUCGCGGCGAGGUUCGGCGAUGAAAACGCCGAUCUCGGUUUCGCGAUGCCGGCGACGGUAAGCGCGAGCGCGCAGGGGCUGUCGACGCAGACGACGACGAUCGAUUUGAAUUCGAAAUCCAACAGCUGCGGCGCGAAAAUCGCGAAGAAACCGAUCGAUGCGCCGGUGUCGUACGUGUGCGAGGCCGUGGAUGCGUUGAAGUUUCAUCCCUGGACGCCUGGAAGCGCGUUGGAGACGACGAGGGACGAUGGUGAUGCGUUCGACGCGGAGUUUACGCAUCAGGUGUUUCGCGAAGAUGAGAGCGUGUUCGGAUACGCGGGGUUGGCGUUGGACGUGUACGUGUGCAGGACAUCGUUGCGAGCGCUGUUGAAGAUGAGAUACGAAAAGAAAAUAUCGAGCGCGAUGAAUCCGGCGGAUCCCGUGGUGGAGCAAAUGCGAGAGUGGUUUGAUUCAGAUGGAUUGUGCGAGCUGUACGAGGAUGAGGAGAGAUUUAAACGCGAGGCGGGUAUGGCAGAACCAUGCGCUGGUGGCACGCUGGUGGCAGAGAGUGAGAGCGAUGGGGUGGUGACAAAAAUCACUGCGUACGAGUUGGCGACGAAUGAGGAGGCGAGAAAGUGGCACGCCGCGAUGGAGGCGUACGCGGUGUUUUUCAUCGACGCGGCGAGCAAGAUUGAUAACUCAGACUCGCGUUGGACUCUGCUCGUGGCGACGAGGCAUCACGCCGAUGGACGCUGGGAAACCGCUGGAUUUACGACGGUAUAUCGGUUCUACGCCUAUCCUGAUUCCGAGCGAGCGCGAUUGAGCCAGAUUUUGGUGCUCCCUCCGUACCAGCGACAAGGCCUCGGUGGGAAGAUGUUGGAAGCCGUUCGCAAGCUCGCGAUUGAUCGAUCGAUGCGAGAUUUGACGAUUGAAGACCCCACAGAUCAGUUGCAACGAUUACGAGACGUGCAUGACGUCAAGGCUUGCUUGAAACUACCGGAGAUGAUGGCCAAGGUUCAAAGUGCGGCGAUGGACGCCGCGCGAGCGCAGACCGACGACGCUCGACGCAACGCAUUGGCCUGCACGCAGCACGUUUUCGAAAUGGCUGCCGCGAAGCUGAAAAUUUGCAAGCCUCAAAUGCGUCGUAUCUGGGAAGCUUUGCUCUUCAUCUUCGCCAAGCGUUCAAAUGCCCCGGAGAAUAGCCCCGUGGCGGAUGCGUUCAAGGAACUCAUCAUUCGUCGGCUCAAGGCGAUGUAUACGUCGAAUUCCGACAAAGAUAUAGGCACCAAGCGCAUCAUCCCGAUCGGUGAUAACGAUUUCGUCAUGACCAAAGCGCGAGGUUCCGCCGGUGAGGCGCCGCAGAUGGAAAAUCCCGCAGAUGGUGAGGCUGACAUCACCGAAGUUUUAGGCGAACUCUUUCAAGAGUGCGCGCAAAAUUUGAGUUUCAUCUUUGCGCAGUGCAAAGACGCGUGAUCCCGCGCAACGCUUG
Ostreococcus lucimarinus CCE9901 is the source of this 1520-nucleotide messenger RNA. RefSeq lists its product with no specific name. The coding region runs from base 20 to 1504 and encodes 494 amino acids. The record is from RefSeq and is a predicted model, not a curated record. Gene Ontology annotation, biological process: subtelomeric heterochromatin formation. Gene Ontology annotation, cellular component: nucleus. The transcript has a single exon. Gene Ontology annotation, molecular function: histone H4 acetyltransferase activity. Lineage: Eukaryota; Viridiplantae; Chlorophyta; Mamiellophyceae; Mamiellales; Bathycoccaceae.